AUGUCGCCGACAUACACCAUGUCCGCACACCUGUGCAAGUCCAUUUACGCCUCCUGGCGCGAAACUCGCCGCUCGCCGUCCGACCUACCCUCCCCCGGCGUCCCGGCCCCCAAUGUGACGUCCUACUUCCCUCGCAGCCCAUCUCCCGAAAAGCGCUCCAUGGACAGCGAUCGCAGCGACACCACGGUGCCCAUGGCUCGAUCCACGUCGAGCUCCUCGUGGCGAUCCGGACCCAAAUAG
Colletotrichum higginsianum IMI 349063 is the source of this 240-nucleotide messenger RNA. Its product is annotated as Ste12 interacting protein. Bases 1 to 240 code for a protein of 79 amino acids. The record is from RefSeq and is a predicted model, not a curated record. The transcript has a single exon. NCBI's taxonomy places the organism in Eukaryota, Fungi, Ascomycota, Sordariomycetes, Glomerellales, Glomerellaceae.